CUAAAUUACCUUUUGGCCUGUUUAAUGGUUUGUGGUGGGAUAGGGGUCAGAAGGAUAACUCUUUGCUACGGGAAAAGGUGGGUGUUGUCAUCUGAGGGUUCAAGACGAUUUGACGUCCUGCUGCUCCAAAAGUUAUUAGGUGCUGUUUACUUUUGCCAGACAUGUCUCAAUCAUCGUUGUCUGCUGCAAUUCUUCUUCAAUUCAAAAAUUGUCGCAUUCUGAGAAAUCAUAAAAUUUACUGGGAUGAUUUAUGGGUUCGUGAUGGUAAGAUAGUUGAUCCAGAAAAGAUAUUUUUUGACGAACGAAAGCCAGCCGACAUCCAAAUUGACUGCCAAGGGAACAUCAUAGCUCCAGGAUUUAUUGAUGUACAGAUAAACGGGGCAUUUGGUGUGGACUUUUCAGAUAUUGAUGGGGAUAUCCCUGCAGGGGUUAACCUUGUGGCCAAGGGACUGUUGGAAGCAGGUGUAACCUCUUUUUGUCCCACUGUGGUCACAUCACCGUCAGAAGUGUACAGAACAAUCUUGCCUAAGAUUAAAAAAUGCCCAGGGAGUGCAAAAGGGGCAGGUGUGUUAGGUAUUCAUGUUGAGGGUCCUUUCAUCAGCAAAGAGAAAAAGGGUGCUCACCCCGAGCAGUACAUUAGGACCCUGGAAAAUGGCUUCCAAGACCUUGAAGAUGUUUAUGGUAACAUUGACAACAUCACAAUGAUCACCCUGGCUCCAGAGCAAGAACAGGCACAUGAAGUGAUCAGGGAGUGUGUGGCUAGGAGAAUCACAGUAUCACUUGGCCACUCAACUGCCAAUUUAGUACAGGGGGAGGAGGCAGUGUGUCAGGGUGCUUCCUUCAUCACUCACCUCUUCAAUGCAAUGCUUCCUUUUCAUCACAGGGACCCUCACCUUGUGGGAUUGUUGGCAAGUGAACAUGUGCCACAUGACAAAACCAUUUUCUACGGACUAAUAUCCGAUGGCAUACACACACAUCCAGCUGCUUUACGCAUUGCUUACAGAGUUCAUCCUGAUGGAAUAGUACUUGUGACUGAUGCAAUGAGAGCCAUGGGUCUGCCUGAAGGAAUCUACAACUUUGGUCAGCAGAAGGUAGAAAUUUGUGGAAAGAGGGCUCUUCUCAAAGACACAGAGACCCUUGCUGGGAGCAUUGCAAGAAUGGAUACAUGUGUGCGGCAUUUUGCAAAAUCUGCAAGAUGUGGUCCGGUGCUGGCUCUGGAAGCAGCCUCCCUCCAUCCUGCUCAGUUACUGGGCAUCACAAAGAGUAAGGGGACACUGGACUAUGGAUCAGAUGCUGACUUCAUUUUCCUCAAUGACAACCUUGAGGUCAAAGCCACAUAUAUUGCUGGAGAGUGUGUGUGGACACCUGACGGUGUACAAAAAUAUGAUUUACUGUAAACAUCUUGAUCUGAACUUACAUGCAUAGUCAUGAAAAAGUUUAUUUAUUUACUAUGCAAGCGAAACUAUGCCAUGAAAAGUUGGCACAGUUUGAAUGAAUGGGACCACACAGGUCUUUUUCUUCUAGUCUCUCCCCUCGGCAUCAAUGAAUUUCUUCUAUCACACAUAACAAUGAGUCUUGGUUACUAAUUAUUUUUUUUUUAUUUCAGGGCUCUCUCUUAUGCUUGAUCAUUCCUUUGUAAAAUAAAUGUGCUUAUGGACUUUGAUAAAUUUUGGUUACACAUUUCACUGUCAGUAGAAGCUGAAUCUCUUAAGCUUCUUAUUUUUUGACAUGGUAAAAAUGUAUACAGCUUGAAGAUUUUCUGAGCAAGUUGGAGGAAGAAGCUAUAUUACCUCAGGGUAUGAUUAUACUAUUGGUUUAUAUCACAUAGCAAUGUGUAUUGCAAAUUCCCUUUUCAGAAAGGACACAUGACUAAUUGAUUGAUUGAUUUAAUACCUUUAAGGAGGAUGAUCUAGAUCAAAACCAGGUACUAAAGAGACCUGUUGGUUAUUAUUUUGUUACUUGAAAGGAUUGCAGGGCUUUUAUAUAUUUGCAAGUUUUAUAUAUUUCUUUAGUAUUAAUAGAAGGGCUGAGUUUCUUUUAUCAGCUUAUAUGGAGAUGAUGUCAGAAUCUCUAGACAGAUGACAUUACUAUUCAUUAUUCUGAUUUAAGUCAACAGAAGAUCUCAAUUUAUGAAUUACAUUUUUUUUUCUUUUUUAUAUGCUUCAUGAAGACACAAAAGCAAUACCAAGAAAAUAUCCAGACAUACAGUUGUGUAAAUAAAACCUUUUGGAAUUUUGAAUAAAACUUUACAUUGUCAAACAUUAAUACAAAUGAAAAUUAUGUCCUCUUCUCAUGCAAAUACAUAUGUUUGCUGGACAAGAUAAUAUAUGUUGUUUGAAGUAAUGAAAGACAGUUUAUAAAAACAUGAACAUUUUACCUCUUACUGCUUUAGUGGCCAGUGCGCUUUAUUAUGUUUUCACUUUAUGUUUACAGUCUUUACUUAUAUUGUAACUGCCAGUUAAUGGGUUUUUGUCUUUAAAAACAUUUGCAUCAUAUCAAUACAAUAUCUGUACGAUAGUAGCAGUGAGGUUUACUGCUAUCUUAGAUCUUUCGAGGAAAUGUUCUUUUUCAUUUAAAUUUUCAAAGCACACCCACCCACUUAGAAACACACACAGAAAGAUAUUCCAGAGAAAAUAUUUUAUUUUAGUAAUAUGUGACCCUCCACGACGAAAUAAGUCUUGUCAGAAAUUUGAGAUUUGCCAAAUUGCAUAUUUUCAAAAAGUGCAGGUUCUGAACUUUCUUUUGAUAUAAAACUUGUUCUUCUCAUCCUACUAUUGAGUUAGUUAUAAACAUUUGAAGUGUGAAAGAACGGUGGUGGCCAUUUCGAGAAAAGCGGGUUCAAAGAUUAGCGUCGAGAUGGCCGACCGGAUUUGUUUACUCCAUUUGCAGACAAAUAUUUUGAUUGUUUAGUAGUUGAAUCGUUCUUUAAAAAAGUUGAACAUACAGACUCGAUCCGGGCUUUCUGGCAAGGUAUACCAAGAUGGGGUUAUGACAGGGUGAAUUUUGUUUUCGUUCU
Messenger RNA from Pomacea canaliculata, 3016 nucleotides. RefSeq names its product N-acetylglucosamine-6-phosphate deacetylase-like. Gene Ontology annotation, molecular function: N-acetylglucosamine-6-phosphate deacetylase activity. The record is from RefSeq and is a predicted model, not a curated record. Lineage: Eukaryota; Metazoa; Mollusca; Gastropoda; Architaenioglossa; Ampullariidae. Gene Ontology annotation, biological process: N-acetylglucosamine catabolic process.